AUGAGCAGAAUCCCUCCAUGUCUCCUCUACCUCACCAUUUACAACCCUACACUAUCUCUUGCCCCCGAUGCUUAUACAGGAGAUGAAGAUGCUGAAGAGCAGGCACAAAUCCUAUUCUAUACGGCCCGCGAACGUGCUGUCUCGCGGGACCGCAUGCUGAGGCAGGUCGGUCUUGCGAAAGCACUGGUCAAUUUCUCUGAGGCUUUUGACCCUGACCAAGCGUGCGAGAAUGUGCAUUCGCAGACAAGACGAAUGGUUAUGAUCUCGCCUGAACCUGACUUCUGGAUACAUGCUUGCGUCGAGGUUGCCAAAACGCCUCGCUCUGCCGCACCUAAGGGAAAGUCUAAGAAGGGGAAGGCCAAGAAGACCGACAAUGUCACCCCGCAGGAUGUUGUGGAGUACCAUGAUGCGUCUGUCCACGAUGUCCUGCUCCGUGCGCACCUCUUGCAAGGGUACGAAGAAUUCAAGUUGACCCACGGGUCCUUUGCAAACAUACUAUUCACUCUGGGUCAGCAGGCAUUAGAGCUUCAACUCGAAAGAUUCUUUACUGUGUGGGCCUGGAAGUGGGACAUAGAAGAAGACACUGAUUUUGCGUCUUACCUCGGUGUGCAUCUUCAUCCCUUGUCGCGACAAUUGUCAUCCAUUCUGGACACAUUUACUACAAGUGAACUGGGAGACGCAUGUGCCUUCGUCCUGGCACCUCCGUACGUGAUCCCGUCUACUAAAUUUUCCGCUUCCCGAUACCCAACAUCUCUCGUUCGAUACAUCCUAUCCCGGAUCCCUCCUAUCCCGUGUUCUGAAACCACGGCCCUACCUGUGCUGACAGAUGCAACUGCAACGUCAAGCACCAUCCGUGCCAGCAAUAGCGGACCACAAUCGCCUAUAAGUAGCCCCCCAUAUAAUGAAGGUAGCUCGGUCAUCCCCGAGGUACCAUCUGGAAGCGUUUCAACGCUAAUGCCAAACAUGAGCAUGGAUAUCCGCAAUCUUAGGUGGAACUGGUGGACUUUCGGGAAGGAAUCCCCCAAGCCAGCGGCGGCGUCUGCUGCCUCGUCUUCCGCUGUUGGAUCACUUACUACAUCCGUGGGCGAGGAUGCUAGCCCCAAAGCGCCAGGAUCACGCAAGGCUGAACAAGCGGGCGAGAAAAGCAGCCUGAUUGAUGUAGAUGCAGAAUCCCUGCGGGAAGCGAUAUCCACGGAAUAUCUGCGCACUCCGUCUAUCCGCUCUCAUUCACCACUCACACUGUCAGAACCAUUCCCGCAUUCAACCCCCGAGAUUUCGGAAUCUGCCACGCAGUCUGAGAACACUAUACCAAGUUUACUUGCAGAUCAGCCCGAGGCAGUACUACCGUCCUUGUUGUCGACUACAAUAUACUUGGGAGAUCCUGCCAAUAGCACAGUAAUAGAGAAGAAGCGAGUCUGGCAUUUGACCGUAAGAGCUUAUUCCGUGGUUCUGAUAGCCAUGGCUUACGGCGCAUUCCCAUGCAGGAGAUCAUUGAUGGCCAGGGACAAGAAGCGUAGGUAUGAUCAUGUCUUGUCUUGUUUAUCUACUGAUAUGCGGCCUCGUAGAACACUAGAUACUUCUCUUCCUACGGCAACAAAGAUUCUACAACCGAAAGAUCGUCACAUCAUAGGAAAGAACGGCUUCUUACUAUUUUCGAGUCCCGAUUGCGUCAUGAAGUCAGCCCAUCUGUACAACGCUCAACAGUUUAACGGUGACAUUGUUGAAGUGUUCUCGCGUGGUCAAAACCCUCAACAUUGGCACGUAGCGAAGAGAGGUCUUGCUCAGGGCGGUGAAGAUGAUAUGUCAGAUGCGGAAGCCUACAUGGAGAUUUCCAGGAAGGAAAGCACGCUGACCGAUGUCGACAACGAGUUAGCAGCAAUUGUGCGGAGGUGUUAUGCAUCCAUUAGGGAGAGUUAA
Postia placenta MAD-698-R-SB12 is the source of this 1917-nucleotide messenger RNA. RefSeq lists its product as hypothetical. Gene Ontology annotation, cellular component: intracellular membrane-bounded organelle; Mon1-Ccz1 complex. NCBI's taxonomy places the organism in Eukaryota, Fungi, Basidiomycota, Agaricomycetes, Polyporales, Adustoporiaceae. The coding region runs from base 1 to 1917 and encodes 638 amino acids. Gene Ontology annotation, biological process: vesicle-mediated transport. The record is from RefSeq and is a predicted model, not a curated record. The transcript is spliced from 8 exons.